Molecule: messenger RNA, 837 nt
Organism: Alternaria burnsii
Lineage: Eukaryota; Fungi; Ascomycota; Dothideomycetes; Pleosporales; Pleosporaceae
Exons: 1
Coding region: 1-837 (278 amino acids)
Source: RefSeq, a predicted model, not a curated record
AUGGUGACUUCCCCAGCAACUUCGUCGUCGGAACAAACCUCCGAUACCGCAGCUCCCAGGAGCCGGCGGUCACGCGUGUCGGCUGAGCACACAUUGAACAGAGUGCGCGAGAACCAGAGGAGACAUCGGGCCCGACAGCGAGACCACGUCGCCUCUCUUGAGCAAAAGCUUGCAGAGACUGAGAAACUGCUUGCAGAGGCAAGGGCGGAAAUCGCCGUGUUAAAAGGACAAUCGGCCACCAACUCACAACAGCAAGCCAACGACGUUCAAAUCGAAGAAGCGGCGCGAGGAGUAAGAUAUGAAGAGGAAGGGAGCUCUGGACUGCAAGAAAUACCAUGCCCAGCACCAUCCAGCCAGCAAAAUUCGCUAGCCCUCACCGUCCAACCAGGAGCCGACAUCGACCCGCAGCUGGCCUACCCUGAUGUCCCCAUUCCAGACCUUUCCUUCCUUGGCGAUUCAUCCUUCUAUCUGUCGUCAAAUACCUCGCCUACAACUUCGCUCUUGGCCAUUCCGUCACAGGACCUUAACAUCAUCUCCAGCAACACUACCGCCGGCCCACCACCAUGUUGUAGCGACCCAUUACCGUUAUCGAAUUCGACUAAUGACUUGGAGUGCUCGUCUUGCAAGACUAAACCUCCACCCGAUCCAUCAGAGAGCACUACGCUGUGCGCUCAGGCAUUUGUUAUGAUUGGGCAGCAAAACUUUAGGAAUCUAGAUCCGGAUACCAUUCGACUUUGGUUGGCGCAGGGACUGAGACGAGCGCAAAGGGAAGGUGAGGGUUGUAGGGUUGAAAACGGGGCGUUGAUGAGGUUGUUGGAUUUUAUUAGUGGAUUGUAG